Thalassophryne amazonica is the source of this 3903-nucleotide messenger RNA. RefSeq names its product lysosomal acid phosphatase-like. Gene Ontology annotation, biological process: lysosome organization; dephosphorylation. NCBI's taxonomy places the organism in Eukaryota, Metazoa, Chordata, Actinopteri, Batrachoidiformes, Batrachoididae. The record is from RefSeq and is a predicted model, not a curated record. The transcript is spliced from 13 exons. Bases 1 to 1266 code for a protein of 421 amino acids. Gene Ontology annotation, cellular component: lysosome. Gene Ontology annotation, molecular function: acid phosphatase activity.
AUGAUCUGUUUCGCCUUGUUUUUUGGACUGACGGUGGGUUCUGUGUGUGGAAAAGCUGCUGCGGAAGCAAAACUCGCUUAUGUGACUGUGUUGUUUCGUCACGGUGACAGAUCACCAAUCAGAGCUUAUCCAACUGACCCAUACCAAGAGAACGCCUGGCCACAAGGCUUUGGGCAGCUGACACAGGAAGGGAUGAGGCAGCACUUUGAGCUCGGACAGUUUCUGAGGAAGCGCUACAAAGGAUUCCUCAGCGAAUCCUAUGAUAGACACGAAAUUUUAGUUGACAGCACAAACUUCGAUCGUACCCUAAUGAGUGCUGAGGCCAACCUUGCAGGACUCUACCCACCCAGUGGUCAGCAGGUCUUCAAACCAGACUUAAAGUGGCAGCCGAUUCCAGUACACACGCAACCUCAAAGUCAAGACAAGUUUCUCUUAUUUGGUGUGGGCGACUGUCCUCGGUUCAUCCAGCUUAUAGAUGAAACUAAACACACUGAAGAGUACAUUAAUGUCACCAUCAAAUACCAGGACUUCAUACAUAUGUUGAGUAAUAAAACUGGUCUGAGAAAUGCGAAGUUGGAAUCACUCUCGUCCAUAUAUGACACACUCUUCUGUGAGUCCCGUCAUAGCAUGUCAGCUCCUGACUGGGUGACUGCUGAUGUUAUGCAAACCCUUGCUAAACUCCAUAAUUUCAACUUCCAGGUAAUAUUUGGACUCUACAAACAACAGGAGAAGAGCCGGCUACAAGGAGGUGUCCUGUUGGGUGAAAUACUAAAAAAUCUUUCCAAAAUGGCCGUUUCAAAUUCCGAACAGAAGCUGAAGCUGAUGAUGUUGUCAGCGCAUGACAGCACUGUGGUCGGACUUCAGUCCAGCAUGAAUGUGUACAAUGGAAAAUCGCCUCCAUAUGCCUCCUGUCAUAUGUUUGAGCUGUACAUGAAUGACAACGGUUCUGCUUCAGUGUUGAUGUUUUACCGGAAUGACACCUCUGUGGAACCGUACCCACUGCAGCUGCCAGGAUGUUCCCUUCAGUGCCCCCUAGAGGACUUUGUGAGAAUUACAAAGCCCUCAAUAUCAGAUGACAGGGCCAAAGAAUGUCAAGUGCCUUCAGAUAAAGGAAACAAAGAAGUUAUUGUCAUUCUGUCCGUGUCUGGCUGCCUACUGUUACUCCUCAUCAUUGUCCUUCUCACCAUCAUUUGUUGGCAGAAGGAGUUGAGUAACAGAGAAGGAUACCAGCAUGUCAUCAACGAAGAGGUUGGAGAACAGUCCUGACAGGAGUUUAAGCUCCUCCCCUGGAAAUGUCAUGGCCUUGUGGCUUUGGACAUCAGCGAUGAGGAUUGUGUUUGAACUCUUUUUCAACUCUGUUUUUUAAUGACUCUGCUUAAACUGACCCUGGAUCUGUUUGGGCAGUGGGCAGAGUUUUUAAAAUGUCUGAGUUUUUUCUUUUCAUUCUUUGUUUCUUUUUUUUAUAUUUUUAACAUGUUGGGGAUGACCUCUACAUCAUGAAAAUGUCACAAAGAAAGCUCCACCAGCUAACAGAGGGGUUGGUCUUAGCACAAAUAUUUUGAAAUACCCUCUUAAAAAUAUGGAGACGUUUAUUAUGACCAAGAACAUACAAAUCAUUGACCAAAUGACCUAGUCUAACCCCCCCAAUACAUACCCCCUGAAGUUGAAACCCCUCAAAUCAUGCCUUUUUCACUCCGAAAUGCUGCCUGGCAAUGAAGAAGCGCCCGUCAACCAAUAAAGAAAGCUAUUUUUGUAGCAUUUUCUUUUAUCACACAUGAAAAAUAAUGUUACAGGAACAUUGUAGAUAUUGUGAGGUUUGAAUAAUGUGAGCAUCAGCAUUAAAACAAGGAGCGUAUUUUAUCAUGUACAUAACCUACGCUGCCUGUAGCAUUUAAAAAUUAAAUACAAAACCAGUGCGAUCCUGGUUCAUUCAGCUAUGUUUCAACACCAGAACAUUAAAAAACAUACAUUACGUUUUUGAAACAGUCAUGAAAACUGUUUCCUUGUAACUUAGUUUUGCCAUAAUUAAUGAUUCUGUGUGGCCUUAAUACUCGAUCAAUUCUGUCUAAGACUGAACCACUUUAAUAUUUGACUAAUGCACAAACCCUUCCACCAUGGCUCCAAAUGGUUUAGAGUUUAAACAAUAUUGACCUUCAGUUUGACCUCUCAAGAUCACCAAAAAUCACAGGUCAUGUGACCAAAAAAGGUGCAAAUCAAAUAAUUUUGUCUUUGACUGACCCUCAACGCCACCAAUUUUGGCACAAAUUGGAUCAAAACUCUUUGAGUAACUUUGUUCACACAUGUACAGACACACAGGACCAAAAACGCCUGCAUGCGCUACAGCUGUGAGGAUGUUUUUAUUAAAAAAAUUAAGAUUGCCAAUUAUUCCACAAACAUUCCUAUAACAAAUGGAGCCACAGCUGUGUGAACACACAAGUUACAACCAGCUUCUGUACAAAGUUGUCUCUGGCUGAUUAUUUGGGCCACUGAUUAUCAGCCAAUGUCAUCUUAAAAGCAAAAUAAUCUGAGAAAUAUGUACUCAGUCAGGAGCAUAUAAAUAACAUAAGUUCCCUUGUUGGGGAUUUUUAUUUUAACCAUUUUGUUCUCUGUAUCGUCGGUGGUCCUGAUGCGUUUCUGCCGUCAGUCACACUGAGCUCUGUUCUUUGUGUUUCAUUCCAUCAGCUUGAUUUGUUUUUUAAGAGCUGUUGCUCAGAUAAUGCGUCAGAUGGUGACAGGUUGUUAUGGCAGCAGCAGGCCCUGACCAGCCCUUUGAGUUGAGCUCCUCAGUAAAAAUCACCUGCUGAGGAUACAACAGAAAUCUGCACUGUGUUGAACCUCUAAAUGCAAAUGGACACAUUAAAAUGUAAAAGCAUCUGAUUGGUUGAGAAUGUUUCCUCUUGGGAUCAUAUCAUUAAUCACAUUGUUAUUUAUGUGUGUCAGUGGGCGUGCAUCUGACCUUGUGAAUUUGCAUCAGUGUGUGCGUUGGCAUAUUUUGUCAUUUUGGUUUUAACUUUGAGGUCUCAUGACCAUGAUGCCUUCAGACCAUUAGAGAAAACAGAUUUUUGAAUUCCAGUGUAAAACAAGAUGGAUAAUUGUUGCAUUUAGAUUUUAUUUUUACUUUAAAAGUUUGUUGGACCAAAGUGUCAUCAUGUCUCUUGUUUAAUUACUUUGUGUAGAUAUUGAUAUGGCAUGAAUGGAUAUUGUAGGUAGCAGUACCUGUGGUCAUGAAGAUGGUAAUUACUAUGGUAAUCUGACAUUUGCCCGCAGUGACCUUCACCCAAAUGAUUGACCUCUGGUAAUUUUGCACUGGUACUUUUGGAGGGCACUGUAAUUUUGAACAGAUGAUCUCAAACACUUUCUCUGGUUCCAAAAUAUUUUUAAUUAUUGAUGGUUAUGAUGAUUGUCAUUUAUGCAUUUUAGACUUGAAAUUGGGGGGUGGAAGAAAAUGUGUAACGUGUUGUGUCGAAACAUGACUAGUAUUUGAGCCCAUGGCCUUUGGGUCAGAUGUCUGGUGCCCGAUCACUUAUGCCACAGUGUCUCAAGCUUCCAAAUGACUUUGUGAUAACAUGUAACCCAAACACUGUGGGAUAGUUAACCGCUACGUACAGACAGAAUUUUGUGGUCUCAUUACAGGUACAUAUGGACAGCCACUUCGUUGAUUGAUUGUGGAUUUGUUUUAACCUUUUCAAUCUUACUAUUUUUUCUGCAUUUCACCUAAUCCAGGGCGUAACAUGGAUGGCAUUUCUUUUGUUGUUUUUAGAUUUUAACGUCUGAAAAAAGUUAGUUUCAUCGUGUUACCUAAACUGCUUCUAUUUUAAUACACUUGAAUGUUAAGUGCUUUCAUAUUUUUGGAAAGUAAAGGACUGUUGAAACACUGAGAAUUUAAUCUUUGAAUCAGGCUGU